GCGGCGAGAGGCAGGACCCAGCACACAGCACACAUGCACAGAGAGCUGGAAGGUUGAAGGCACAGACCGACUGUGUGGUUUCAGAUCAAUGUGGACUAAGGCCAAGAAGACAAUGGGUUUACAUGUAAAUGCAGACUCCACCUAUCCAGUCAACAGUGAGCUAAGGGUUGUCCUGCUGGGGAAGACUGGAUCAGGAAAGAGUGCAACUGGAAACACCAUCCUGGGAUUCAAUGCUUUUGAAGCAGAGGCAUCGCCUUCAUCUGUGACAAAGACAUGCAAAAAGGAAACAGGCCACUUCAAUGAAAGGACUGUGAGUGUUAUUGACACCCCUGGGAUCUUUGAUACGUCCACUGAUGAGAGCACGUUGAAAAAAGAAAUCGAGAACUGUAUCAUGCUGUCGCUCCCCGGACCCCAUGUGUUCCUGCUUGUGAUCAGGCUGGAUGUGCGCUUCACGGAUGAGGAGAGGAAGGCUGUUCAGUGGCUCAAGGACAACUUUGGUGAGGAAGCUGCCAAGUACACAAUGGUGCUUUUCACCAGGGCUGAUAUUCUAAAGGGGAGCUCUGUUGAGACGUAUGUGGAAAAAAGUCCAGAGCUCAUAAAGCUCAUUAGGGAUUGUAAAACAGGGUAUGUUGAGUUUGACAACACCUGUAAGGAAAAUCGCAGUCAGGUUUAUGAUCUCUUUGAAAACAUUGACAGGAUAGUGAGUGUCAAUGGGAACCAUUAUACAAGCACCAUAUAUGAAGAGGCCCAGAAAAAGCUGGAGAAGGAAAUAUGGCUGGGAAAGAUGGAAGACCGUAUCAUCACUGUUAGCAAUUACGUGAUGAUAGCAGCAGCAGGUGCCACAAUUGUAGCCGCUCCUGUGCGAGCAGUGCGAGCAACUGUAAUGCUGGUAGGAGCAGGGGCUGCGUUCAUCGGAGGGUGGAUGAAAUCUAAACCAAAGAAAGACUAAAGCUAAUUUUUGCCUAGAUGUGACCCUAAAAGUCAACAUGUAUUCAUUGCAUUUGUUGCCUUAUAAAAUCAUGUUUAGAAAUACAAUGUAACAGCUUUUCUUUGCUAUAAUAUUUAUAAUUAGAUACAUAUUUAUCACAGCUUAUUAACUCUGAAAAAUGUGAUGCACUGUGAUGAGCCAUUAAAAUGUAAGGUUUCACUACACAGCUUGUUAACACUUUGAAAGUUAAAUUUGAUAUGUAAAAGACAAAUUAAACCUAUGGAGGGAAAGCACA
Betta splendens (Siamese fighting fish) is the source of this 1223-nucleotide messenger RNA. Its product is annotated as GTPase IMAP family member 9-like. Bases 89 to 949 code for a protein of 286 amino acids. The transcript is spliced from 2 exons. The record is from RefSeq and is a predicted model, not a curated record. Lineage: Eukaryota; Metazoa; Chordata; Actinopteri; Anabantiformes; Osphronemidae. Gene Ontology annotation, molecular function: GTP binding.